ACUCAAUAAAAUAAAACCAAACCUUUCUUCUUCUUGUUGUUUUCCCCCAUUCCCGCUCAACCUUUUUUCCCUCAACUUUUCAGGGUUUUCCACAUGGAUCAUCAUCGUCUUCGUUCUGCUGGAGACAAGAAGGUGUUCUCUGGGUUCACAACAGCUGAGAUGGAGAAAAUGGAUAGAAUGCUAAAGGAAUCAGGAAAAGUUCCAAAUUUAGAGGUCAUUAAGAGGUUGACAACUAGAUUCAACGGUUCUGCAGGUCGUGCUGGAAAACCACUUUUAAAGUGGACCGAGGUUCGAAAUUGGUUCCUUUAUAAACACGGUAUUAUGUCAAACGAUACAUCGCAUACUGUCCCCAACAAUUCUCCACCUGUGCAAGAAGCUUGUGUUAUGAAUGAGACUUCUGAUAUAUCUAAAGGAGAAAAAUUUAUAGAUCUGUCAAAGCUGGAAUUUGAAGCAAAAUCAUCAGAUGGUGCAUGGUACGAUGUGGAGAUUUUCAUUACAUACCGAUUUAUUAGUUCAAGUGGAUAUGAAGUUCUUGUGAGAUAUGAUGGUUUUGGGCCAGAAGAGGACGAAUGGGUGCACGUUAAAAAUGUACGGGAACGAUCGGUCCCACUUGAGCACUCGGAAUGCGAUAAAAUCACGGUUGGAGAUACUGUACUUUGUUUCCAAGAGAAAACAGAUAUGGCAAGACAUUAUGAUGCUCAAAUUUUGGAUAUUCAAAGAAAGUUGCAUGAUAUUAGGGGUUGCAGAUGCAUUUUCUUGAUUCGGUACGAGCAUGACAACUCUGAGGAAAGCGUUCGGUUGAAGAGACUCUGUUGCCGGCCAGAAUAUUAGAAGCCGAUUUCCAAUUUCUAAACAUAUAUUUUGUCGAAAUAUGAGUUUUGGUUUAUGGAGCAUCUAGCAACAUUGUUGAUAUGAUUUUAAGUUUGUUGCUAGUCUAUUGAUGGAAUUUUGUGUUGA
Molecule: messenger RNA, 957 nt
Organism: Helianthus annuus (common sunflower)
Lineage: Eukaryota; Viridiplantae; Streptophyta; Magnoliopsida; Asterales; Asteraceae
Product: protein SAWADEE HOMEODOMAIN HOMOLOG 1
Exons: 9
Coding region: 94-831 (245 amino acids)
Molecular function (GO): chromatin binding
Source: RefSeq, a predicted model, not a curated record